AUGGACUCAGAUUUAUUACCCGAACUACAGAUAUGCUCGAAGUCAAAGUGCAAAAAUGUUCUCCCUCAUGAUAGUACCUGGAAAACAUGUGAGAGGUGCCGAGAGUAUGACAAAAUCAAUGCAGCUGCUCGGAGGAAGAGAAAAAGAGAGGCCCAACCCGAAGAGCCGAGGCCUGCCCCACCCCCUCCACUGGCACCUAUGGCACCAACUGUGGUAGCUAGAACAGCUGGAAACAAUGCAGAACAUCCAAUAGCUGUGGAAAGUGACUCUUCAGAGGGAAUCCAUAGUCGAAGCUACAAAGAUAGUCAAAGUCUCUUCAUGGAGCUCCGAAGAGCUUUUAAGACUUCGAAGGUCAUUUCCUUCUAUGGACACUAUACCGUGCUUGUAGAUCCACUCAUGAAUGAACGAGAACAAGUCAAAAUGACUGCUUUUGAAAUUUGGAAGAUUACUGGAUACAGAUUUAAAGUGAAGGAUCACUUCAUGUUGAAAAUGGGUCAUAAGACUCGAUUCUGGUGCUGUCAAGACGUCUCACGGAAGCAGAAGGCCCGUCCAAGUCAAAAAGAAGGUGUCAAACACCGUGAUACAGUGGGGAUGAAAUGUUUCGACUGUUACAGCACUCUUGUUGUGUCAUGUUGCCAACACACCCCUGACGAUAUUGAUCAGCGGACCUUGUCCAUCCAUAUCGAGCAUCACGACUCACACACGCCAUACUUUGACAUCACAAUGCCAGCGGAGGCAACAGAAAUCAUCUGCAAUAACCUCGAGUGGAGUAUACCGAGCACAUUGGUACCAAGGAUUCAGGGACUCUUCUCGAACAUCACAUCCAAACAAGUUCAUUCUGCUUGGUCGUGCAUGAGCCAAAUCCUGUGGAAGAAGGACGAAAAUCAACUCACAUCUGCAAAAUUAUUGCUUGACGAGCUCGCAGGGGAUGUAGAUAUAUUUGAUAUUGAAGAGGUUGAUGGUGUUGAGCAAGUCUGCUGGGGGAUGAAGAAGAUUGCAAAGUCCCUUCAUAAAAAUGUCGUCGAAAUUGCCCUUGAUGCAACCUAUAACACGAACUCAAAGCACCUUGAACUAUAUAGUGUCCUUGGCGAGUUUGAUAAUGCUGGGUUCCCACUGUCGUACUGCCUGUUAUCCACUGCAACGUCAAUUGAGAUUGGAAAAUGCACCACUGCACUGCGGAAGUGGGCACAGUGUCUUCGAGACAAGUAUGGUGUUGUCCCUGCCUUCGUUCAUGUUGACAAGGACAUGGCGGAGAUCAGCAUGUCGAAAACACGGGCACACAAGGAAUUCUCGUUCAUAGACGUCAACUUCAGGCCAUCAGGGACAUCUGAUCCAAACGAGCAUGAGGGAGGCAUGCUUAUUCAACCAGACAAAACACAGGAUGACACACCUGUUCCAACACUGGCAUUCCAUAUCCCAAAUCCAUCUCAAUUUCCAAGUCAGCCACUCCCAGACUCAUAUCACAACAUCAAUGAUCGCAAGGACAUACCCACAGAAUUUCGUGAACACGUCAUUGAAAUGAUGGAACGGCACUUCUGCGCACAUCCACUUAUCCCCGGAUACUCACACCCAAGCGCUGCAGGAAUAAGGCAGUGGGCAGUGCGCCAGAUGUACACAUUUUGCCGGGAGCACGACCUCUGUGAACUGUGGGCCUACCUUUGGGAGAACUGGUACAAAAAGGGCCGUUUUGAGCUAUGGGCACGUUCAGCGGGUGACAAGAUACCUCAACUAAAAACGACGAUGAUCAUGGAGAGCCAGAGUUGUCGUCGUGGUGAAAAGAAUUCAAAAGAGACUGGCUGCAUGCAGCCAACACCCCGAUCACGGUACCACUCAACCCCAAAUAUCGACCGGAUCCCCAUCGUUGGGUCUGCACCUGCCCGAAUUUUGUUAAAACUCGGUUUCUCGUUUGUGCAACGGAACCGCACGAUACCAUUUUGGACACAUCUGUUGCUCGUUCCCCUCGAUUCCUGUCCGUCGCCGCUCGCCACUGCUGCAAUGCCUGUUCCUGUGCCACUGGAACCAGCGAACGAGGGGGAAAUGGAAUCAGGUGACGAAGUUGGUGAUGGUGCGGAAGAUGACCUUGUGGAUACGUUCUGUCAACAGCUCGACACCAGGACAUUCCAGGAACGCAUGCUCACACAUGUCAAGAUCCGUGAUUUCUGUGAUGGCCUUGAGUAUCAAAUUCAAUUUAAUGACUAUAGAAUGCUUACCGUUCUCGAACGCAAUGGCUCAUCAUUUCUCCGUCUGGCAGAUAAUUGUCUCAGUCGUGAACGACGAGAAAACUCGUCUCGAUCGCGGAGCCCAACAACCUGGGAAAAAGGGACCGCCAGCGCAAUGUUUUAUCGUGCUCGUUCAUCAUCCCAGUGACCACAUUCAUAAUCAAUCUAUUAACCACUUAAUCCCUCUAGCUAGUACAGUACAUAUAUCUCUUUAUUCAUUGCCAUUGUCACAUACUAUAUACUUAAUACAUA
Molecule: messenger RNA, 2471 nt
Organism: Suillus bovinus
Lineage: Eukaryota; Fungi; Basidiomycota; Agaricomycetes; Boletales; Suillaceae
Exons: 8
Coding region: 1-2367 (788 amino acids)
Source: RefSeq, a predicted model, not a curated record